CCGUCUUCACAAUACAAAUCCCUGUGAACAGCAAGUCAGCAUGUUUUCACACACCAAGCUUUGCAAGCUGGAGACUGUAGUCCACUUCAGUCAAGAGCCACAAGCCCUGGUGAUUAUACGAAGUGGACAAGAACCACAUAGCCCAGCAUGACUUUCUACACCUGCUUAUUUAUCCAGUGGUUACUGGGUAACCUGAAAUGGUGGCCAAUCGGAUGGUAAUCUUUUCAGCUUAACACUCAAAUGCCGCAAAAAUGGUCUUAUCAGCUCUUAUUCUGGAAUUUAGUUUAGAGGAAUAGUUUUGGAUUUACUAAAUUGCAUCUGCUUGUCUUGGAUCAUCAGAUUCAUCUGUCUGGGGUUAAAGAUUUUGCCAGCGCACAGGUAACCUAUUUUUUUUCCCAAUCAAUAUAAGUUAAAUCUGUAUCUGUAAUGAUAUUUUGACACAUCUUGUAUAUGCCCCAAUAAUCAUCACCAAGAUGUCAAAGUUCAGUGUAAUCACUACGAUCUGAUUAAGUUCAGUUGAACUUUUCUAAAGAACUGCUACUGGACAUGCAACUGGGUGUGUGGGUCUGUGUGCCCACUGCGGCUGUGCUGGGCCUGUUUUGCCGAGGAUGCCUCAGCAGUGCGUGGCGUUUUCCCGGUUGCGGCUUCAGUUCUUUGCCCAGACAGAUGAGCAGGUGGAGUAGCCGGGAGACCUGCAGCCCCCCGCCUCAGGAAAACCUUUGUGUCCUCAUCACAGGUGGCCUUGGGCAGUUAGGUGUGGGGCUUGCACAAAUACUGAGAAAACAGUAUGGAACAGAGAAUGUAAUCCUGUCAGACAUCAAGAAGCCUCCACCUCUUGUCUUCAGCAGUGGUCCAUUUGUAUACGCUGAUGUUUUGGACUACAAACACCUCAGAGAACUUAUUGUAAAUAAUCGUAUCACCUGGCUGGUCCACUACAGCGCUCUGCUCAGUGCUGUUGGAGAGGCUAAUGUGGCUUUGGCACGCAAGAUUAACAUCACAGGCCUUCAUAAUGUUCUGGACUUGGCCCUGGAGAACUGCCUGCGCCUCUUUGUCCCCAGCACCAUUGGAGCAUUUGGGCCCUCUUCUCCACGUGACCCGGCCCCUGAUCUCUGUGUCCAAAGACCCCAAACCAUCUAGGGCGUGUCCAAAGUGCACGGAGAACUGAUGGGGGAGUAUCUCCAUCAUAAAUAUGGCCUAGACUUCCGCUGCCUACGUUACCCAGGUGUGAUAUCGGUCAACACACCUCCUGGAGGAGGAACAACAGACUAUGCAGUUCAAAUCUUCCACGAUGCUCUCAGCACAGGUCACCACGAGUGCUACUUGCGACCUGACACCCGUCUUCCCAUGAUGCAUAUCUCUGACUGCCAACGUGCCACAGCUGAGUUCAUGCAGGCCCCGGAGUGCCAGCUGUCCCUGCGUACCUACAACAUCGCUGCCAUGAGCUUCACUCCAGAGGAGGUCGUCCAAGAAAUCCGCAAGCAUCUGCCUCACCUCAAGGUCACCUACAAUCCUGAUUCUGUCCGCCAGACCAUUGCAGACAGCUGGCCAGUGAGGUUUGAUGACACCAAUGCCAGGAGAGAUUGGGGUUGGUCACCAGCCUUCGGGCUUGAAGAGCUUGUGUCUGACAUGUUGCGCUCUAUUCGAAACAAGAGGACCAAUGAGGGUUUGUCAGUCCGCUAGCAAAACCUUCUCCACAUAGACUGACCAAUGCCCUACCCUUGACGUUUCUUCAGCCUGCAUUUUCAUCUUUCACUUCACUUUUCAGAAAUUGUCGACCACUAUCCUGUGUUACUCUGGAACAUGACAGUAAUGAGCCAGGGGCUGUUUGAAAAGUGGGAAUUCUCAGUCAGAGCCUCACAACAUACAGUGGAGAGUGAGACGUCAUACACAUGCACCCAAGCACACACAUUUCAGUCUUUUUCAGGGAAUAAUAUAAUGUCAAACCGUCUCUUCGUCUUUGUUGUUUUUACUUGUUAUCAUAGUAUAAGCAUUACUUUACUUGGGUAUGUUGCCUCAGAUGGAACAGAAAAUUACUUCAGCUUUAGAGACUUCCAAAUGUCAUGUUCAUUGCAAGCGUGGACACAAUCGACUGUUAUAGUGUCUAAUACAACAUGGACCAGUUGCAAUUUAACCCUUUGGACCAGUUGCACUUUUAACCCUUUGAUUCCAGGAUCAUCUGGAAUGGCUGGCUCAGUUAACUCUGGACUGUGUGCUGGCUCUUUUACAAGGCAGACUUUUGCAAAACAGCCUAGCAAGUGAAAAUCACAUACUGUAUACAACCCCACUACCCUUGCUGUGGCAUCUAACAGGAAGCCUUUAUUUUACUUUUUUGCCAGCAGUGUGAUUUUUGUUAUGAAUGAGUAACAGUGAAAGAAGAAGCCUUAUUUACUGUAGAUUACUUUGGAAAACAAUG
This is a messenger RNA of Xiphias gladius (swordfish), 2413 nucleotides long. It is a transcript of the gene tdh2, whose product is annotated as L-threonine dehydrogenase 2. Gene Ontology annotation, molecular function: L-threonine 3-dehydrogenase activity. Gene Ontology annotation, biological process: L-threonine catabolic process. NCBI's taxonomy places the organism in Eukaryota, Metazoa, Chordata, Actinopteri, Istiophoriformes, Xiphiidae. The record is from RefSeq and is a predicted model, not a curated record.